CGUCGUCGCUUUAGUAGCCUCCCUGCCAUCUGGCACUUAAGAAGCUUAACAAACCACAAGAUGCGUUUAAUUCAGGCACUGGCCACACUUCUGCUGCUUGCCUCCACACUGUCUCAAUUUGAUGAUCUGCCAGCCAGUGUUAGAGUACAGUUGAGUCCCCGUUUGCUGUAUAGAAGGAAGAGUGGCAUCCAGACUGAUGACACAGACCCUGUCGGUAGUGUUCGGGUUUUGCUGGAGAAAAUGGAGCUGGAUCAUCUGAAUUUCGAGGUUGUUCAGGCCAUUGAGAUACCCACAUAUGGGCUGCUCUUUGAAAUGCAAUCAUAUGAUCAGGCAAUUGAGAUUGCCACGACCUGGAAGAGAAUAUUAAGGCACAACUCCGAGUACGGCGUGGUAGAUACUUGCCCCAGAGGAGACAGUGCCUGUGUGGGCCCAGAUUUUGAGCUGCAGCAAACCGAAAGGGAUUUCUUUGUGGGACCUAGUAGAACGUCGACUAAUUUUGUGGGCCCCACCUUCAGAAGGGGCGACUAAUGGGGGAAUAGUGGAAAAUUUGUUUUCGAUGAAAGUUUGGUUAUCUUAUCGCUAAUAAAAGCACCGAUUACUUGCAUUCAUUCAUGGAA
Molecule: messenger RNA, 617 nt
Organism: Drosophila persimilis
Lineage: Eukaryota; Metazoa; Arthropoda; Insecta; Diptera; Drosophilidae
Exons: 2
Coding region: 61-528 (155 amino acids)
Source: RefSeq, a predicted model, not a curated record